This is a messenger RNA of Radiomyces spectabilis, 1657 nucleotides long. RefSeq lists its product as uncharacterized. Lineage: Eukaryota; Fungi; Mucoromycota; Mucoromycetes; Mucorales; Radiomycetaceae. The coding region runs from base 26 to 1588 and encodes 520 amino acids. Gene Ontology annotation, molecular function: oxidoreductase activity. The transcript has 7 exons. The record is from RefSeq and is a predicted model, not a curated record.
UUUUUAGAUUUUAUUUCUUCAUUUCAUGAUCAAGCGAAAAUUACCGUCUUCGAUAUUCUUAUUACUGUGGCUGGUCCUCCUGUGGACUCAUAAUGCUUACUCUGAGCAGAUCAAUGAGGUGAUACACACCAAAGUACUGAUUCUGGGAGCAGGGGCUGCGGGGAUCUCCGCGGCCAAGACACUCCAUGCCAUGGGGAUGCGGGAUUUUCUCAUUUUAGACGCCCAGCCAUUUAUCGGAGGCAGGGUACAACAUACAACUUUUGGAGACCAUCAGAUAGAGUUAGGUGCCAACUGGAUCUACGGCAAAGGUACCAAUCCUAUUUAUCAUCUAGCCUCCAAGCAUGGGUUGAAAACGGCGCCCAAUAAUAAAGAAAAUUUGGCGUAUUUUGAUGACAACGGAGAAAUUCCUGAUACCCAAGGUCAAGCGAUUUAUCACACUUUUGAAAAAAUGAUGGAGAAUUUAGUUGAUUACGCAGAUCAACGUAUGAAACGUCAUCAAGUGGAUCUUUCAAGUCGAUCCGCUUUGAAACUGCUGGGAUGGCAUCCUGAUACCCCACUCAAAGCCGCUGUGGAAUAUUUUGCCGUGGAUUGGGAGUUGGCCGAACCUGCCGAAGUGUCUUCACUGGAUUACGCUACAGGAACCGUCGACAUGGUGACCGGCAGUUUUCCCAGUGGCAACGAAUUUGUCGUCGAUGAACGAGGAUUCAAUCAUAUUUUGAAAGAAGAAGCCAAGUGGUUCCUUCAAGACGAUGACUCACGACUCUUGCUCAACACACUUGUCAAAGAUAUCUUUUAUGGCGAUGACAACGUUACAGUGAUCACUGACAACGGCCAGAUACUGACGGCCGAUUACGCCAUUUGCACCUUUUCACUAGGAGUGCUGCAAAGUGAUAACGUUAACUUUAUGCCGCCAUUCCCAGAUUGGAAACGAGAAGCUUUGCUGAGUUUCCAUAUGGCCACUUACACCAAGAUCUUCUUAAAGUUUGACAGAAAAUUUUGGGGUGACUGGCAGUUUGCAAUGUAUGCCAAUAAUGACACAGUGAAUGGCGGGUAUUAUACCAUAUGGCAAAAUCUCAAUGCCCCAGGGUACCUUAGCAACCUUAAACGCCAACCUAGCAAUAACAUUUUGAUGGUGACAACGACGUAUAAACAAUCAGAACGGAUCGAACGAAUGAACGAUGACCUCGUACAACGUGAAAUCAUGCAGGUGCUUCGUCGCAUGUUUCCAGAGAUAGACCUUCCCGAUCCUACCGCCAUUCUGAUUCCCCGCUGGCACUCCAAUCCUCUUUUUCGCGGUUCUUACUCCAAUUGGCCCAUUGGUGUUCUCGCUGACCAUCAUCAGAAUAUGCGGGCGCCUUUGGCCGGGCCUCACUCACACGAUCGUCCCAGACUCUGGUUCGCCGGAGAAGCCAUGUCGGCCGAGUACUACGGAUUCCUUCACGGUGCAUGGAUUGACGGCGAUAAUACCGCCAAAAGUAUCGUCAAAUGCAUUCAAGGCGCUUGCCCCGCCUAUCAGAUGAAUGAAUAUGUCACUGGCUGCGAACUUCGGCAACAACAUCGUCCCAGACUACGAUAUCAACACUUGUAAUAAAAUCCACCUCCUCCCUUCAUGUUUUUGCAAAAAGAACCAAGAAAAUAAUAAUAAUCGUAUUACGCG